GGGGGCGUUCAUCCACCAUGAUACCCAACCUAUACGAUAACCGUCGCCAUGUCCACCCAGUCUCGCCCUUUUCAGGUGCUGUCGGACGAUAAUCAUGGAGUGUUGAUCACCAUUGUCUCGGUGUCUUUCCUGAUUGCGACCAUCAUCUUUGUGGCCGCCAAGUUUGGGUCGGUCGUUUACUUCAAGCAAAGACGGACGGCCGUCAACACGCCCAUAUGGGUGGCUCUGACACUAGUCAUAGUGGAAGUCGUAGUGGUGCAAAAGGGCGUUGAUCAUGGAGUGGGAAGACACGGCGACACGCUGUCUACGGAGGCCAUCCAUACUGCCAGCAAGUUCAUAUACGCAGCUCAGCUCAUCCAGAUCGUCAUUCUCUCGCUGUCGCAGGUGUCUACCAUCCUGCUGGUCUGGAAACUGACCCCCGAUCGUGCCCUUCGACAAGCAUGCACAGUCACCGCUGGCUUGAGCGUGGGCUGGACUGUCUUCGCCAUCCUUGGAACGGCCUUUCAGUGCCAGAUGCCCGAGCCCUGGUCGUAUAGUCCGGAGAGAUGCGCCGGAGAGGGCGCCAUCAUGUACCCGAUCUGGGCCAUCCACAUCCUGACCGAGUUUGCCAUCAUCGCGAUUCCCUUCUUCAUGAUGCGCAAUGUGCAGAUGGUGCUGACCAAACGGAUCAAGAUCCUGUGCGCUUUUUUUGCGCGAUCGCUAGUGGUUGCCCUCUCCGUUGUCCGACUGUGUCUCCUCCCAACAUAUCUUGGCUCCUCUGAUCAAACCUGGGACGUCGUCAACCCCACCAUCCUCGGCCAAGCCAUGAUCUGCACGACCGUCACGAUCGCCUGCCUCCCCACGCUCUACCACAUCCUCGCGGGCCUCAACUCGGGCCUGAUGAACACACGCCUCCCCGACGAAGUCGAGUUGCGUUCCCCCACAAAAUACAUCAGCCAGAGCGCGGACAGCCGCAGCGAGAGCCGCCGCGGCGAUCGCCCGGAAUACUUCCGGGGCGGCGAUCCGGCACAGUACGGGGCGGUCCGGACCAACAUUACAACCAUGGGACGGAGGCAGUCCAGCGACAGUGGGAAAGGGAGCACGAGACAAUUGACACGGGUCAUGAAGACAGUGGAUAUCACGGUCGAAGUCGAGGGGGGAGAACGCCGUUGAUGUCGCCUUGACUGGGUUCGGACGCGCAUGGCAUGCCUCGGUAUCGUAUGGUUACCUACAUACUAUACCCAGGUAGUUUAGUACAUUAAAGUAUAGGUAUAAUAUAGGAUAGUGUUAAUGCGACCAGGAA
Molecule: messenger RNA, 1282 nt
Organism: Aspergillus candidus
Lineage: Eukaryota; Fungi; Ascomycota; Eurotiomycetes; Eurotiales; Aspergillaceae
Exons: 6
Coding region: 49-1152 (367 amino acids)
Source: RefSeq, a predicted model, not a curated record